GCAAUCAGCAAUGCAGCCAGAGCUCAUGCCGCGAAUCUACGGUCCUACGAAGCUCCAUAUGAUGGGCUCUGAUCCCGUCGCCGAUAAAGAUACGACCAGAGGUUGCGUCGAUCCAGAGUCUCAACAAGCUUGUGUGUGUGCAGACGAGGAUCGAAGAUUGGUCUGUGUGAUCAUGUGCCCGAGCAGAGCAAAGCAAUGGCAGCGCUCGCAGCCAAGCCGGCCAGAGCCAGACUCAAUCCUAAGUUCAGCGCGCCGCCGACGAGAAUUGCAGAUGUGCACCGUUGAGCCCCGUCACUCCUNNCGAGCUACUUGNUGAGCUGUAAUGCAAUGCUCGGCACCUUAAUGAGUCGCUAAGCGAAAUGAGCCGUCCGCUUUUCGACUGCUNUGCUGCGAAACAACAAUGGCGCUCUUGCUCGCGGCAUCUCUCGCAAGCGUUGCAGCAUGUGAAAUACUGCCAUGCAGGACGACUGACGAGACGGUGUUAUGUGAAAUGUAUUCCAGGCCUGUGGAGGUCUGCGAGCAAGCGGAGGGAAUUUUCGACGCCUCAUCUUGGCUCCUCUGGUCUGUGCACAGGCACCCUCGCUAAGGAUCGUCUUUGAGUGCCAUGAUGCCCAAGUCACUCGGCAAGCGCUGUCGACUCGAAGCUUCAAGGUCAACGGAUCGAUUGAGAUCCGCAAUGCAUGCGACUUGCCUCGUUUUACGAGCUGAAAGAGGCCCUGUGAUCCGACUCGAGCGUUCCNUGACGCCNCUAGCUNUGAAAAUCUUGUUGCGUCCCGCAAAGAUGACUCUCGCUCGGUUCAGGAUUCCCUUCGUCGUAGAUGUGAUAUGUGAAGAAG
Messenger RNA from Mixia osmundae IAM 14324, 836 nucleotides. RefSeq lists its product as uncharacterized. The transcript has 2 exons. The record is from RefSeq and is a predicted model, not a curated record. NCBI's taxonomy places the organism in Eukaryota, Fungi, Basidiomycota, Mixiomycetes, Mixiales, Mixiaceae. The annotation marks the transcript as partial.